Manis javanica (Malayan pangolin) is the source of this 2790-nucleotide messenger RNA. RefSeq names its product aminoadipate-semialdehyde dehydrogenase-phosphopantetheinyl transferase (gene AASDHPPT). Gene Ontology annotation, cellular component: cytosol. The record is from RefSeq and is a predicted model, not a curated record. NCBI's taxonomy places the organism in Eukaryota, Metazoa, Chordata, Mammalia, Pholidota, Manidae. Gene Ontology annotation, molecular function: holo-[acyl-carrier-protein] synthase activity; magnesium ion binding.
GCCCCCCGCGCAGGCGCCUGGAAGGAGGGGGUGGGGCACGCUAGCGUCCGCGCCAUCAGACCCGAGGUGGCCGCGAGGCUCUUUCCUGGUGUAUGGUUUUACCUGCCAAGCGGUUCUGCUCGGUGCCGUCAAUGGAGGGCGUGCGUUGGGCCUUUUCCUGCGGCACCUGGCUGCCGAGCCGAGCAGAGUGGCUGCUGGCGGUGCGGUCGAUCCAGCCCGAAGAGAAGGAGCGCAUUGGCCAGUUCGUCUUUGCCCGGGACGCUAAGGCAGCCAUGGCUGGUCGUCUGAUGAUAAGGAAGUUAGUUGCAGAGAAAUUGAAUAUCCCUUGGAAUAAUAUUCGUUUGCAAAGAACUGCAAAGGGAAAACCAGUUCUUGCAAAAGACUCACUGAAUCCUUACCCCAAUUUCAACUUUAACAUCUCUCAUCAAGGGGACUAUGCUGUACUUGCUGCUGAACCCGAGCUACAAGUUGGAAUUGACAUAAUGAAGACUAGUUUUCCAGGUCGUGGUUCAAUUCCAGAAUUCUUUCAUAUUAUGAAAAGAAAGUUUACCAACAAAGAAUGGGAAACAAUCAGAAGCUUUAAAGACGAAUGGACUCAACUGGAUAUGUUUUAUAGGAAUUGGGCAUUGAAAGAAAGCUUCAUAAAAGCCAUUGGUGUUGGACUAGGAUUUGAAUUGCAGCGUCUUGAAUUUGAUAUAUCCCCAUUAAACCUGGAUAUAGGCCAAGUUUAUAAAGAAACACGUUUAUUCCUGGAUGGGGAAGAAGAAAAAGAAUGGGCAUUUGAGGAAAGUAAAAUAGAUGAGCACCAUUUUGUUGCAGUAGCUCUUAGGAAACCCGAUGGAUCUAGACAUCAGGGUGUUUCAUCUCAAGAUGAUUCUAAACCAACCCAGAGGCAGUUUACUAUUCUCACCUUCAAUGAUUUAAUAUCCUCUGCUGUUCCUAUGACCCCUGAAGAUCCUUCAUUUUGGGACUGUUUUUGCUUCACAGAGGAAAUUCCAAUUCGAAAUGGUACAAAGUCAUGAUGAUAUGGUUCCUUAAGUAAUAAAGGGAAAUGUAUUCAUUAAAAAAUAAAUGCUGAUAGUAUCAACUUUUAUUUCAAAAAUCAGUUUUUAAAAACAACUUCCCUAUUAAAAAAGCAGACUCCUAGUUCCAGAUAGCUCACUAGAAUACAUAGUUACCUCUUUCUCCCCAAAAAUCACAUUGGAUCGACAGAAGGAAUUCCCUGAAAAAUAAGUGACAACAUGCUCAUUGCAGGAAAAAAAAAAUUGCAUAAAGAGAUAUUUAAAUUCCUAUCUUUCAGAGAUUAUUCCUAAAACCCAAAAUAUCUUUCCAGACCUUUUUCUAGCAAAUGAAUCCAUAGUAAUAUACUGUUUUGUUCUCUUAAUUCCACAUCUAGUGUUCUUAAAUAUACUUCAGUGGCAUAACUUUUAGUGAUGCUAAUGUAUUCUAUUGUAUGGCUGAUAUCAGUUAGGAUGCUUUUAACCAGAGGUAACAAUGUCCAAACAUACAUUUAAAUAACCAAGGACAUUUAUUUACUUACCAUACAAAGGUGUCAUUAAGGACACUUUUUUUUUGCCUUGGCCUCAGUUUAUUGGUUUUGCUUUAGGCUUGUGUCCCUCAUGGUCUUAAGAGAUGUUAUUGUAACUUCCAACUUCACACUUAUUAAAAUUGUGUCAAAAAGGCAGGAAAGUCCAUGUCUCCUCUCUUCGCCAUUUUAUCAUUGAAAAAGACUUCUCCCAAAAGCCCCCAGAAGCUUCCUUUUCGGUGUCCACUGAGACAGACGAUGUCCCUGAGUGAGCUCAUCUGUGACCUUAUCCUGUGGGAGGUAGACUCUGGGUAAGGAGGACGGGAAGGCGGGCCUGGGGACACGGUGUUCAGGGGAAGCCCACUCCCUGCCGGAAAGACAGUGUGCCACCGUUUACUCACUUUUUCCUCUGUGCUAGACAUUUUUGAUUGCCUGCAAUUUUUACUAUAAGCAGUGGUGCAUUGAAUGUCCUUGUGACCACAUUUUUUAGGUAAGUGCUUAAUUAUGCUUAGGUUUCUAGAAGUGGAAUGACUGGUUCAAAGGGCUUAAACAUUUUUAGAGCUUGGUAAGUACUGCCAAAUUGCUCUCCAAAAAGUCUGUAUAAUUUACACUUCCAGUUAGUGUUCUAUAUGUGACCACCUCUUUACCCUUCACUUGCAUACAGCCUGGUCAACUGUAGAUUAUCCCUUCUUUACAAAUUUAAUCUUUGCCAAUACAAAUGAAAAACAGUUUUGUUUUUUUAAUUUGUGUUUUUUUCAUUGCAAUGAGGUUGAUAUUAUCGUUGUUAUUGGCUAUUUAUAUUCCUUUUUUAUGAACUGCCUGUUAAUUGUCUUUGCCUCUUUUUAUUUUGGUAAAUAGGACUUAAUUUACAGUGGGAACAUAAUAUGUAAGAUACCAUGACCAUCAUAUUGAUGACAAAACCUGUUACGUGGUCAUGUUGCAUGUCUCGGAGAUUUAAAGUUCUUGUUAUUGUUAAUAUGAAGAAGUGAAACAACUAAAUUGUUUCUGUCACAAAAACUACAAAUUUGUGUGUAAAUUUGUAACAGUAGAUACUUUGCUUAGUAAAAAAUACUGGAAUGUUUUAAAUUUUUUUACUUUAUUAAGCAUGCCCAAAUAUUCUAAGAAUAGUAAAUAACGUGUUUGUAAAAGAUCAGGUAGCAUUUAUAAUAGAGGAAACAUUGUUUUCCCUAGCAUGAAUGUAAUAAUGAUAUGAGAAACUGUCAUCUUUCUUGUCAUAAUAAUAAUAAAUGAUUAACAUUAUUGAA